UGUAUUCAUCCUGAACAGCUGAGCUUUGUUGGAACAAAAUUCAGUCUACAUACAGGGGCUUCCCAGAGGCGGUGACUGCGAAGGGGAGACCUGUGGAGCUACAGGGACCAGCUCACAAAGACAAGGAAAAGGAGAUCAAAGAAGAUUUAGUAACUCUCAGAUGUUUCAAAUAUCAGGUUGCUGGGACUUUGCUGGUGGUCCAGAAUCCACCUUCCAAGCAACUCUUCAGGGACCAGCAAUCUCUUUUUCCAUCUGAAGAGACCCAGGAAAGGAUUCCUUGACCUGCUAGAGAAACCACGAAGUUUUGUGUCAGGUUGACUGAAGAUAAGGGAAGAUCCCUCAACAUACCUGCACAUCCGCAGUUCUCCUGGGUUCCUGUGGUGGCCCUUGAUGCCUGUUUGUCAGAUGAGGCUUUUGAAAUAUUAGACAUCUCCUUCCAGAGGCAAAUUGUGCCUGGGCAUCUGGAAAAAUUUACAAGUCUUAUUGAGGGCCCCCAAACUGGUGUCCAAGGAAGGCUGGUGCUGGAAUGGAUGGCAAGGAGGGGACAACCUGUCGUGUGACCUACCCUCAAAUUUUCUAAAUUACUCAGUGAACUCAGUAACAGCUUAGGCUGCUACUGUCACCCCUGCUGGAUAAGGAGCACCCACUGAGAAACCAUGCGCUCAAGGGAAGAGGGUUCCACUGCCUCGAGGGAUCUCCUCUGUCACAGAAGCUCCAGAUGCAGCACGGCCUGACUUACACCUUGGUUUGCUGUAGCAAAAGUGACUUAGGACUUCUGGGUCCAGAGUUGUAAGAGACUAAUUUUGUGUUACUUUGAGUUACCAAGUUUGUGGUAACUUGUUAGAGUAACAACAGGACAUUAUACGUGCAAGAAUAUCAAUAUACUCAACACUAAGAUGGAAUCCAGCGUGACACGAGCAGGGUGCCUUGCUUUAACAUGGGCUAGGGAGCUACAGGCAGACUUGAGAAGAGCACGUACACAUACAUUGCUGUCUUUAUCUUGACUUGUUUCUGAUUUUACAGGUUAUGAUUUUGAUAAGAAUAAAGUAGCCCUUUAAUAACUUGAUUCUAUUUUAAAAGGUGUACUGUGCAGACAUCUUCCAUCAGAACUACUGUAUGUUACAUUGUCUUCAAUAAGUUCACAGAACAUGCAUUUGUCAAAACUUGGUUUACCAAAUAUAGCAAAUUUCCAGCUUACCAACAUCACCGAUUUACCAAAACCUAAUUUGUGUCAAACAUAAAUACAUUUUAAGGAGAUUCAUAUUUGGAAGGAAUGACUGAUGUUUUAACACAACUUAAAGUCAGCUAGGUAUUUCAGUUGAUCAAUUACCACUGGAUUUAUUAGAUCCAGUAAAAUGAAUCUGUUGACUUUCAGUGUGGCUUAGCCUUCUAAUGAGUUAACAUUCACUUAGAGAUGUACACAUUCUGAUGUUGUCUACACACGUGCACACAUCGCAAUAUUUCUCAGCCUUUCUAAAGAAGGAUAUAUUGCCAUCCCAACAACAUGGAUGAACAUAGCUGAUGUUAUGCUGAGUGAAAUAAGCCAGACACAGAAAGACAAAUUGUGCAUAACAUCACCUACAUGUGGAAUCUUAGAAAGUGGAAUGUACAGAAACCCAGAAUAAAAUGAUGGUUUUCACAGGCUUGAGGUGGAGGAAAUGUGGAGUUUUUCAGUUAUAAGAUGAAUAACUUUUGGAGAUCUAAUGUAGAGCAUAGUGAUUAUCAUUUAAAUAUUGUAUACUUGAAAUUUGCUUAAUGAGUAGAUCGCAACACACAAAACAGUUAAUUUGUAAGGUGAUGGAUAGGUUAAUUAGCUUGACUGAGGGACUCAUUUCACAAUGUGUAUGUGUAUCAGAACAUCACAUUGUACACUUUCAGUAUAUACAGUGUUUGCCAAUCACACCUCAAUAAAGCUGGAACAAAUAGUUCGUAAAAAGGAAAAAAGGAAAUAAAGAACAGUAUGGGUCCUCUUGCUGCAGAUUCUGUGUAAUAACAGGGGAAAACCACAAAACAGUGAAACAUCUGGGAAAGAACAGGAAGUUUGCUUCUGAGACGUUUAGAAGAAGUGCAGAACUAAAGGACUUAGUUUUUAGAAGUUGAAUCUACAUGAUUUACCUAAGCAGGGGGACAUACUUUGUUAAACUGGAACGCUUGAUUGGAUUUGUGUUGACAGACACCCAAGUUAUUUAGGAUGUGUCCUUUGGAUUAGGUAGUGGGAGAGGUUAGAUGGUUGAUGGGAUUAUAGUUUAUGAGGUUAUAUGAUUGAUGAGGUUAUCAACUGCAUAAAAAGAGAACUCACAUCAGAGCAGUGCUUUGUGUAGAGAGAAGGAAGUUCUGGGCUCUGGAGUGUGUGGACAGCAACCUCAGGAAAGACCUGGCCUCAUUGGAUUUUCCAUCCAUUUGAUUUCUGACCUAGGAACAAGGAGGUGUGUUGAAACUCCUGCAGAGACGACUGUCAGAAGGGCGCAGGGAUCUCACACCCCAGGCCUGAGGAUGGGGAACUGCAUCACCUCCCGCACCUCUGGUGACAGCUUGGUUCCUGAGUCUCCGUCCCACUGGGAUCAGGAGCCACGUCUGGAACAAGUUCCAAAUCUCAUCCAUCUUCCAGUGCCCAGCCUGAUUCACCAAGCAGCACAGCUGACAGAAGAGGAACAAGUGAGGAUAGCUCAGAGAAUCAGCCUUAUAGAGCACCUGCCUCAAGGAGUGUACGGAACUGAUGGGUUGGAAGAAAAGAUCCAGGAGGAGUGUGGGAUCUGUUGGUUGGACUUUGUUUGUGGGGACCCCAUCAGAUCUCUGCCCUGCAAGCACGUCUAUCACCUGGACUGCAUCGACGAGUGGUUGACCAGGUCCUUCAACUGCCCCUACUGCCGGGGGCCUGUGGAUGUUGCAGAGCUUUCAUCCCAGGACACUAAUUGAACCAGGAUCCCUUGUUUGAUUUCAAGUGUCCCAUCAUUUUUAGUUAUUUUGAUAUUUUGUCACUGUGCCCAAAUAGCCAGGGAUUAGGAAUUAAAAUCCUGAACAAAGAUUUCCUAAAAAUUCCUGUUAUGUUGCAGAUGUUGGUAAACAAUCUGUGAUUUGUUGUCAGAAGAGUGGGGAUGGUAUUUUAUGUAAAGCAUUAACCAAGUAUUUACAUGUAUAACUGUAUUUUAAUCUUGUUAUUGCCUCAGUGCACAGGAAUUGUGUAAAGCAUUACAGCAGAUUAUGUUUAAAUUGGGUAUGCUGAAGAUUAGGAAAAAGAUAGUGGUUAUUUUUCCUAAAUAAAAUACCU
Hippopotamus amphibius kiboko is the source of this 3268-nucleotide messenger RNA. Its product is annotated as RING finger protein 11-like. The record is from RefSeq and is a predicted model, not a curated record. Bases 2494 to 2916 code for a protein of 140 amino acids. The transcript is spliced from 7 exons. NCBI's taxonomy places the organism in Eukaryota, Metazoa, Chordata, Mammalia, Artiodactyla, Hippopotamidae.